Molecule: messenger RNA, 709 nt
Organism: Chara braunii
Lineage: Eukaryota; Viridiplantae; Streptophyta; Charophyceae; Charales; Characeae
Source: the annotation of a GenBank genome assembly
UGCAUAUAUAUUGUGCGCCACGCGCGGUUAGCUGACCAGUCCAGGAAAGUAACGUAGGCGGGGGCGGGGAAUCCGACCUCGACGUCGGAAACGAGCGGAAUUUCGGGGGGAUUUGGAUUUAGGGGAUCUGUUUACAGCCGCCCGCCAAUCAAAGCCACCAUCUUGGCGCUCUCCAGCGGCAGCACGCGGGGCGGUGUUCGACAACGAAGAGUGAGAACGGGGGCAAGCGGACAGCUAUGGCGGCGACGGUAGACGACCUGCUGAGGCUGGAGAUGCCGCCGGAGGAGAAGCGCAUCAUCGCGGAGUACAUUUGGGUAGGAGGGAGCGGUCUUGACCUGAGGAGCAAAGCCCGCACUCUGCCCGGCCCCGUGAAGUCGGUGUCUGAGCUCCCCAAGUGGAACUACGAUGGCUCCAGCACGGGCCAGGCWCCGGGCGAGGACAGCGAGGUCAUCCUCUAUCCCCAAGCCAUCUUCAGAGACCCCUUCCGUGGCGGGGACAACAUCCUGGUGAUGUGCGACUGCUACACUCCUCAGGGAGAACCCAUUCCCACCAACACCCGCUACGCUGCCAACAAGCUGUUCGAGCAGGCGCCGGACACCGAGCUCUGGUUCUGUCUCUUAUACACAUCUAGAUGUGUAUAAGAGACAGGUCCAGCACGGGGCAGGCCCCGGGCGAGGACAGCGAGGUCAUCCUGUACCCGCAAGCCAUC